Lingula anatina is the source of this 1472-nucleotide messenger RNA. RefSeq lists its product as uncharacterized. Lineage: Eukaryota; Metazoa; Brachiopoda; Lingulata; Lingulida; Lingulidae. The record is from RefSeq and is a predicted model, not a curated record. Gene Ontology annotation, molecular function: catalytic activity.
AUUCAAGGUGCCCCCUCUGGGAAAUUGGCUGGGAAAUCCCUGGGUAUCAAAGACAACACGGCAGUGGCUGGGGUACCUAUGAUGAACGGGUCCAGGGUGUUGGAGGGCUACAUGCCAGAGUUUGAUGCCACUGUGGUCACCAGGAUACUGGACGCAGGAGGGCGGGUUUUGGGGAAAACCGCAGUUGAAGACCUAUGCUUCGAUGCGAGAAGUGACACCAACAGCAAAAUGCCUAUUUUGAAUCCAUAUGAUGGCACACUGUCAGCAGGGGGGUCCAGUUCUGGAAGCGCAGCUCUGGUCGCCGGAGGUCAGAUAGACAUGGCUCUUGGUGGCGACCAAGGUGGAUCUAUACGUAUACCCGCCGCGUGGUGUGGAAUUGUGGGGUUAAAACCCACGUGGGGGUUGGUUCCGUACACCGGUGCGUCCUCCGUACAGCCCUUCCUGGACCAUCUUGGACCCAUGACAAGAACAGUGGAAGAUUGCGCCUUGCUGUUAGAGGUAAUCGCUGGAUACGAUGACGGCCUUGACCCCAGACAGCCGCCAAACAUUGUGGUGCCCGAGUAUUCAAAACUGUUGACUGCCGACUUGACGGGUAUGAAAGUGGGUUUGGUAAAAGAAGGCUUUGAUAAAUGUGACAAUCAUAUAGUUUCCACAGUUCGGUCCGCCAAGCAGUAUUUUGAGGCAGCCGGUGCCACUGUGGAAGAAACCAGUAUUCCUAUGCAUAUUACUGGAAGAAAGAUUGGUGUUGCAAUAUUAUUUGAGGGAUGUAGUGAAAAUGCUCUUAAUGCAGGAGGAACCGCCUUUGGCUUCCCUGGAUUCUACCCAACUUCCAUGCAACAGGCCACGGCUCGGGGGAUCAGAACCCAUUUCAAUGACGUUUCACACCCUGUCAAGAUAAUGGCUUUACUCGGGGAGUACACCAAACAACGGUACAACCACAUCCACUAUGCUAAAGCCAUGAACUGUUCACGACUGCUGCGGAAGGCCUAUGACGACGCCCUCGCCAACUAUGACGUCAUCGUUAUGCCCACGAUGCGCACCUUACAAUCAGAGCUGCCUAAGAAAGGAGCAAGCAUUCAGGAGAACUUAAACAAAAGCGUACUCCACAACGCAAGCCAGUUCAACCUAACUCACCACCCGGCACUCAGCAUCAACGCUGGAUUUGCAGGUGGACUUCCGGUUGGCCUCAUGAUCGUCGGAAAACACUUUGAUGAGGUCACAGUGUUGAAAGCUGCUUAUGGUUUUGAGAAAAAACGAGAUGAAUAGUUUAUAGAGGGAAAAUGUGCGACCAUGGCAACUGGAGGGGGAAUUAUUUUCAUUACUUUCGACUAACAACGAUGAUUUUAAAUUAUAUGAAUGCUAUUUUUAAUUCUUAAAUUUUAAUUGAAUUAAUCAAUUAAUUUUUUAAUUAAAAUUCUACAAAUCCAAUGCUGAAAGCAUUGCACUCGGGGAUUAAUUGCAGUGCAUGGUAG